UGUCCUGGAACUACACAACUACGUAGAUUACCGAUGAAUGGAUCCAUGUACCUACGUAGGUGCCACAAGCGAGCCGUACGAGACAAGCCCAUUACGUAGUUUCAGCCUCAGGCUGAUGUGACCGCAUACCCCUACGUAGCUUUGGCUGUUUUCCGAGAAUAAAAAGCCACACUUCUGCCCAACUUUGGGAGGGAUAUCUGACUAGACAGAGAGCACACUAAAGUAUUUGACAUUCAGCCCUACGAAACCUGCCUCCACUUGAUCCUAUCAGAAACACCGACAUCAAGUUCGCGCAAAGCAAAGAAAUUAAAUUCCACCAGUCAAAAUGGGUAUCGCAUCAGGAAUUGGCCAUUUCUUCCAAUCGAUCAUCGAGGUGAUCCAGGGAAUCUUCCAGACAAUCAUCAACGUCUUCACCGGAGUUUUCCAGGCCAUCUUCAACGUCUUCGCGCUGGCCUUACACACCGUCGCUGAUGCCGGCAAGGGUGCAGUGCACUUCAUUGAAGGCACACUUGGAUUCGCCAUUCACAACUUCUUCCUCCUUGGCACAGUUGCCGCCGCUGUUUUUGGUUACCUCCUCUAUCAGCAGCGCCAGCAGGGCUCCACCAGAGCCGGCAAGACCCUGAAGAGUAACUGAGCAACUUAGUGUGUUCAUAAUGAACCUUGUAAAAUAUAAAGAGGAUUCUGGAAUUGACAGGAUGCAAUAUUUGAACAUGAUACCCUACGACGAUGAGGCAUUGAAGGAAUUUUGUUUUGGUGGUUGUUUCAUGAUCAGAAUACGUUAUAGUUUAUAAAUCAAACAACAAUGAAAGUACUGA
This is a messenger RNA of Truncatella angustata, 815 nucleotides long. RefSeq lists its product as uncharacterized. The coding region runs from base 326 to 634 and encodes 102 amino acids. NCBI's taxonomy places the organism in Eukaryota, Fungi, Ascomycota, Sordariomycetes, Amphisphaeriales, Sporocadaceae. The transcript has 2 exons. The record is from RefSeq and is a predicted model, not a curated record.